GAUGAUACAUUUAUUGCUCAGGCAUGUGAUUCUAUGAACGCAGGCUUUAAAAGAAGAAAACAAAAGCCAGUGAAAGAUUCAGUGAAAGAAAAGAAGUGAGCCAAAGAAGAGAGUCUACUGAAGCAGCAACACAGGAUGCGUGCACUGUUCCUCCUCAGUGUGGCGGUGGCGGUCUCCGUCACCUCGGCAUACCGCCACUACUCUGUCAUCUCCUCAGAGAUGGCCGGCUUCGUCAACAAGGCCAACACCACCUGGACUGCCACGAAGAACUUCCAUGACGUCGAUGUGAGCUACCUGAAAGGACUGUGUGGGACCAUACUGAAUGGACCCAAGCUGCCAGAGGUGGCUCAUGACGUCGAAGGCAUAAAUCUUCCAGACAACUUCGACUCACGUCAGCAGUGGCCCAACUGUCCCACAAUCAAACAGAUCAGAGACCAGGGCUCCUGUGGUUCCUGCUGGGCCUUUGGGGCAGCUGAGGCUAUAUCGGACAGGAUAUGCAUCCACACUGGUGGUAAGGUCUCAGUGGAGAUCUCCGCUGAAGAUCUACUCACCUGCUGCGAUGAGUGUGGGAUGGGCUGUUUCGGUGGCUACCCCUCCGCCGCUUGGGAUUUCUGGGCACAGAAAGGACUUGUGACGGGCGGCUUGUAUGGCUCUAAAGUCGGCUGCAGGCCCUACACCAUCGCCCCCUGUGAGCAUCACGUGAAUGGAACUCGUCCUCCUUGUCAGGGAGAACAGGACACCCCCAAGUGCGUGCUGCAGUGCAUUGACGGAUACUCGCUGUCGUAUCCGAAGGACAAACACUUGGGCAAACACACCUACAACGUGCCGUCCAAGCAGGAGCAGAUCAUGACCGAGCUGUACAAGAACGGGCCUGUGGAGGCGGCUUUCUCCGUCUAUGAGGAUUUUCUGCUGUAUAAGACCGGUGUGUAUCAGCAUGUGACGGGUUCCAUGCUGGGCGGUCAUGCCAUCAAGAUCCUGGGCUGGGGGGAGGAGAACGGGACGCCAUACUGGCUGGUUGCAAACUCCUGGAACAGUGACUGGGGAGACAAAGGCUUCUUCAAGAUCAAGCGUGGAAGCAAUGAGUGUGGCAUCGAGUCAGAGGUGGUUGCAGGGAUCCCACUCAACUAGAUAAAAUGAAUCCUUGCUGCACGCAAUUAAUCAACAAUUAAAUUUUGCAGCCUUCACUCCAAGUCCCCACUUAAAGGAAAAUACGCCAAGAUUUAAUGAAGUGGACAGAAAACAUAUCAUUGUGUUGACCACUGUUCUAAAUAAAUCAUGCUGAUCUCCAA
Mugil cephalus (flathead mullet) is the source of this 1289-nucleotide messenger RNA. Its product is annotated as cathepsin B-like. Gene Ontology annotation, molecular function: cysteine-type endopeptidase activity. Gene Ontology annotation, cellular component: lysosome. The transcript has 10 exons. Gene Ontology annotation, biological process: regulation of catalytic activity. The coding region runs from base 136 to 1128 and encodes 330 amino acids. NCBI's taxonomy places the organism in Eukaryota, Metazoa, Chordata, Actinopteri, Mugiliformes, Mugilidae. The record is from RefSeq and is a predicted model, not a curated record.